Staurois parvus is the source of this 728-nucleotide messenger RNA. The record is from the annotation of a GenBank genome assembly. NCBI's taxonomy places the organism in Eukaryota, Metazoa, Chordata, Amphibia, Anura, Ranidae.
CACCGGAUCUCGGUGCUGCGUGCUCCCAGCUCUGCCACCUGUCAGUGUCCAUCAGUGCCAGCUCCCAGUGCUCAUCCAUGCCACCUGCCAGUGCCCAUCAGUGCUACAUCAAUCCCACAUAUCAGUGCCUACCAGUGCACAUCAAUGCCACAUAUCAGUGCUCAUCUGAGCUGCCUUUCAGUGUCAUUCAUCAGUGCCAGUCAGUGCCACCUAUCAAUGCCAAUCAGUGCCACCUAUCAGUCCUGCUAAUCAGUGCCACCUAUCAGUGCCAGUCAGUGCCGCCUAUCAGUGCCAGUCUGUGCCGCCUAGCAGUGUGCAUCAGUGCCGCUAUCAGUAUCAGUGCCCGUCAGUGCUGCCUUUCAGUGCCGCCUAACAGUGCCAGUCAGUGCCACCUAACAGAGCCAGUCAGUGCCGCCUAUCAGUGUCAGUCAGUGCCGCAUAAUAGUGCCACCUAUCAGUGUCAUAUAUCAGUGCAGCCUUUCAGUGCCCAUCAGUGAUGCCUGUCAAUGCCAAUCAGUGCUACCUACUAGUGCCUCCUCAUCAGUGCCCAUCAGUGCUACCUAUCAGUGUCCAUCAGUGCAGCCUAUCAGUGCCCAUCACUGCAGCCUCAUUAGCGCACAUCAGUGAAGGAGAAAAUUCACGUAUUUAAAAAAUUUUAUAACAAAAACUAAGAAAAAAAUGUUUUUUCCCCAAAAUUUUCAGUGGUUUUUGGUUUAAAAAAAAAAUAA